Messenger RNA from Amyelois transitella, 1680 nucleotides. Its product is annotated as calphotin. The record is from RefSeq and is a predicted model, not a curated record. The transcript is spliced from 7 exons. Lineage: Eukaryota; Metazoa; Arthropoda; Insecta; Lepidoptera; Pyralidae. Bases 6 to 1613 code for a protein of 535 amino acids.
CAACCAUGAAAUUCCUAACCGUAUUUGCUGCCAUUCUGGCGGUAGCCCUGGGCGGCCGGGCCCAAUGGAACCUUAACCAACUCUCCGAAGCCUUGGAAAGUCCCCACACUAAUCCCUCAUUGGUGCCUAUCCUGGAACAAGCAUUGAAUGCUUACAUGGCAGCUAUGUUCGCCGGGGAGAACCAUCAAUCCAUCAGCAUCAUGACCGCUCCUGUUGACCUUUCCACCUGGACGCUGAGCGAACUCUCCGAAGCCGUGGAGAACCCCAACACCAACCCAGCCAUCCUGCCGCAUUUGGAGAAUGCCCUGAACUCCUUGAUGAGCGCCAUCUUCGCUGGAGAAGCUCAACCUACUACAGCGCAAGUGGCCGUUGUCAUCCCCGCUUUGGAGAUCAGCUACUGGACCCUCGCGGACUUGGACCAAGCCCUGUCGAACCCUGCCACCAACCCAGCCUUGAUUCCUUACUUGGAGCAGUCUUUGAACCAUAUUAUGGAGAAUUUAUUCAGUGGUGUUCAACAGACCUUCAUUGUCCUCGCCACUCCCCUAGGAUUUACUGCUGUGACCCCCGAAGCUGUGGUGGCUCCAGAAGUAGUCAUUGACCCCGUACAAGUGGUGGAAGAAGUCCUGGACGCGCCUGUGCAGCCGGUAGUUGUGGCCAACCCGUCUGUUGUAUCUGGAAGUCCUCUUGUUCAGAUCAUCCUGAAUAUUAAACAGCAGUCUGCUGCCCCAGAAGUCGUCGCGCCCGCUCCCGUCGUCCUCCCGGACAACACUGAAGCUUACCCCAACCCCCGCCCCCCCGCGCCCGUCAACCCCAGGCCGCCAGCCCCCGUCAUCGUCCCCCCCACUCCUCUCCCCACUCCAGAAGUUCAGCCCGAACCAGUCAUCGUGGUCCCCGACUACAACCCGAUUGACGUCAUCGCUAUUAACCCAGAGACCCUCAACCCUAUCGAAGCUGUAGCCAUUUCGCCCCCAGAAGUGAACCCGGUUGAUUUGCUGAACCCAGUAAUUGUGCCUGGAGUCGUGAUUGGCGGAGAUAUUGGACCUAUGUUUAAAUUAAUUACAACUUAUUUUUUUCUUAUAGCAACCAUGAAAUUCCUGGCAGUAUUCUUAUCGGUCCUGGCCGUGACCCUGGGCAGCCAGGCGCCAGUGAAGCCAGCAGUCGUGGCUAAACCUGCUGCGGCUUCUGAAAGCCCACUGGUCCAGAUCAUCCUGAACAUCAACCAAGAGUCUGCCGCUGCCCCCGAAGUCGUUGCGCCCGCUCCCGUCAUCCUACCAGACAACACUGAGGUCUACCCCAACCCCCGCCCCCCCGCGCCCGUCAACCCAAGGCCACCAGCACCAACUCCCGAGGUGCAACCAGAGCCAGUCAUCGUAGUCCCCAGCCCCGAAGUACAACCCGAGCCCGUCAUUGUUGUUCCCUCUCCAGAAAUUCAGCCCGAACCGGUCAUCGUGGUCCCCGACUACAACCCCAUUGACGUCAUCGCUAUUAACCCAGAGACCAUCAACCCUAUCGAAGCUGUAGCCAUUUCGCCCCCAGAAGUGAACCCAGUUGAUUUGCUGAACCCAGUAAUUGUGCCUGGAGUCGUGAUUGGCGGAGAUAUUGGACCUAUGUAAAUUGAAAUUCUGACUUUGUAACCAUUUCAUCGAUUUUAUUUAUUAUUAAUAAAAAUAUAGUGUUGUA